This is a messenger RNA of Mycetomoellerius zeteki, 2171 nucleotides long. Its product is annotated as protein HEXIM. Gene Ontology annotation, cellular component: nucleus; nucleoplasm; cytoplasm. Gene Ontology annotation, molecular function: 7SK snRNA binding; cyclin-dependent protein serine/threonine kinase inhibitor activity. Gene Ontology annotation, biological process: negative regulation of transcription by RNA polymerase II; negative regulation of cyclin-dependent protein serine/threonine kinase activity. NCBI's taxonomy places the organism in Eukaryota, Metazoa, Arthropoda, Insecta, Hymenoptera, Formicidae. The transcript has 2 exons. The record is from RefSeq and is a predicted model, not a curated record. Bases 199 to 1404 code for a protein of 401 amino acids.
UAACGUCAGCAUGUCGCGCCUCGCUAUCGUACGUAGAAUCACGGACGAAUCAAACAUGGCGAUUCGGUCGCUGUUUACGGUACGAGCAUACGGUUACUAGUGCCGUGGUGGGUGGUACCAGUACGCGAGAGUGACUCUUCGACGUUAGUGCGUGAUCGUGCCAUCGCGUAUUAACGGACCCCGGGACAUAUCGCGGGCAUGGAGCUACACGGAACGGAAACGCCGACGAAGAAAGUGUCGGGCGACGCCGAUGAUGGAGAACGCGACGCAAAGGGCGUAGAAGCUGGGCCAACGCCUGCGACGUCAUCGCCUCCGCGAGUCGAGCGAGUACCGCGAUCUGCCGGCGAGAACACGGAGCGGAACGUCGAUUGCUCCAACGGAAGAAAUCAUCCAAAAUCACUUGUAAACACCUGUGGAAGAUUGGAAAGCGGUAGUGGCAGUGGUGAUCAAGACGGUGGUCAGCACGAGGACGGAACAGACAUCGCAGCGAAGAAGAGAAAAACUCGAAGAGGCAAACCCAAGCAUAAAAAAUUAAAGCCAUAUUCGAAGCAGUUAUCUUAUCAGCAACAAUUGCGGAGCAAAUGUAUUGGUAGGAUUGCUAAAACCAGUAGGCAACCACCAGCUUUGUACAAUACCACGCAAUUCCUUAUGGCCGAUCACAGCGAUUUGCCUGAUCUCGAGCAAAAAUUAUCAGAAGCUGCAUCAUUAGAAGUACCUGCUAUGUUUCAAAAGCCACCGGCGCCGUCGCGUACUCGCGAUUCAAGUUUCAGCGUAGAUUCCGAUGAGGAUUACUUUUACUCAUCUCCGGAGGAUGAAGAAGAAUUUUUAACGAAAGAAUUUUCAACUGCGUACGAAGCUGUUCAUGAGGAACGAUUGAGCACAUUGACAAAAACGGAAUUGAUAACGGAAUAUAAGCACUUAGAAGCCAAAAUGGAUUCAUUAACAAAACGAUUACGUAAUAAGAGCAUUCAUCAAAUUGAGGAAAGGGAUUCGGAAAAUAAAAAUGUGUCUACUACAGAUUCCGAGAUAGCGAAGAAAUUGAAGCUGUGUCAACAACGGAUUGACGACCUGCUACAACAAAAUGAGCAGCUAAGACGAGAGAAUGAAAUAUUACGUACUCAAAAGAGAUUACACGCGAGCAGCUCUGAAUCUAGUGUCGACAGUGAAAGCGACAGCGACAGUUCUAGUAAUAGUAAUCAAAGUGGAUGUAGUUGCUCUCUUUCGAGUCCAGUAACAUCUCCUAAGCAUACUUAUAAAUCUAGAUUAGAUAAUAAUAUAAGAACAGAUAACAAAAGCGAUAGCUGCGAUACUAGCCAAAGUGGAAGUCCCACAACAUCUAUAACACCUACUAAUUUCUCUAACGGUCAUGUAAUUCUGAAUGAAACCGGUAGCUUACCCACAUAGAUUUCGAAAUUGUUCCUUGGUACGUAUUGAUAUUACAUUCGAUAUUACAAAAUUAUCAAUACGGCAGGCUGCAUCCAUUCAAUAUAUCUACAGAUUUAAAAGAAGCAGAUUCUUCAGUCAAUUUUGUUGUCAAACAACAUUUGAUCUUUCUUCUAAUAUCUGCUAAAUCUUGUUAAGCUAUCGUUUCUUCAUAUCCCGUUACUAUUUCCUGGUCCAAUCUUCUUUCCCUUGAGACUGUAUGUACGUACAGUCACACAUGGAUACAUAUAUGUGUAACAAUAUAAAUAUAGGAUUAAUAUUCUAUAGGAGAACUAUUCGUAUCUGUUUGUGCUAUUUUGUUAUCUGCUUGGCAAAAUAUUUAUCAUACCUAUCAUGUGUAUUUGCUUCUAUCUCUCCUGUACUUUACUCUAGUAUCGUACACAUGGAAUUUGUAUUUUUCAGCCUGAUUUUUUUUUCUUUUUCGCGUACUGCCAAUUACAAGAGUUAUGUUUGCAAAUAAAGGUCUACAGACCAUCAACUAACGCAGACCUAUGUACAUAUACGCAUGGGUAAAGUGAGAAGCGGAUUCUUUUAGACUCAUCAGAAGUAUUAUAUGUAUAAAAUGUAAUAUUAUCAAAUGUGAUGACCUAUAUUGUAAGAGGUUAAAAAUCUUUGUACAAUUGUAUAGUUUUUAGACAGUAAGACGAAAUGUUAGUUUAUGGUCUGAAAUUGUAAGAUACGCAAAAGUGUUUUUCGCAUUUCCAAUUUUUAAUAAAUUUUAUGUUUUG